AGUGAGAACUGUCCAACUUGACAGCACUUAUUUCACUCCUCGUCUGACUGCAUCCGUAUACUCUCGUCUACUUUCAAAGCGAUACUUGCCAUCUCAAACGGAGAAAAUCACCGACCGCAACAGAGGCCGUCUUAGAUUUAGGAGCCACUCGCCAAAAUGGUGAAUUUCACGGUAGACCAGAUUAGGGAAAUUAUGGACAAAAAGUCCAACAUCAGGAACAUGUCUGUGAUCGCCCAUGUGGACCAUGGCAAAUCUACUCUCACUGAUUCCUUGGUGUGUAAGGCUGGUAUUAUUGCUUCUGCACGUGCAGGAGAGACCAGAUUCACUGACACGAGAAAAGAUGAACAGGAAAGAUGUAUCACCAUAAAGUCAACAGCUAUCUCUCUUUAUUAUGAGCUCCAUGAAAAUGACUUGGCUUUUAUUAAGCAAUGCAAGGACGGUUCUGGCUUCCUCAUAAACCUGAUUGACUCACCAGGACACGUUGACUUCUCCUCUGAGGUGACGGCAGCUCUUAGAGUUACAGAUGGUGCCCUUGUAGUUGUAGACUGUGUAUCAGGUGUGUGUGUGCAGACUGAGACUGUCUUGAGACAAGCCAUCGCAGAGCGUAUCAAGCCUGUCUUAAUGAUGAACAAGAUGGACCGUGCUCUGCUUGAGCUGCAGCUGGAGCCCGAUGAGCUUUACCUAACUUUCCAACGGAUUGUGGAGAAUGUGAAUGUCAUCAUCUCAACCUAUGGUGAAGGAGAGCAUGGACCAAUGGGAAACAUUAUGGUGGAUCCUGUGGUUGGGACUGUAGGAUUUGGUUCAGGCCUCCAUGGCUGGGCUUUUACUCUGAAACAGUUUGCUGAGAUGUAUGUUGCCAAGUUUGCUGCUAAAGGUGAUCAAAAUAAAGCAGAACUCACUCCAGCAGAACGUGCCAAGAAAGUGGAAGAUAUGAUGAAAAAGCUUUGGGGAGAUAAGUACUUUGAUCCUUCCUGUGGAAAAUUCAGCAAAUCAGCAACCAAUGCAGAUGGCAAUAAGUUGCCUCGCACUUUCUCCCAACUUGUCUUGGAUCCAAUCUUUAAGGUUUUUGAUGCCAUUAUGAAUUUCAAGAAAGAAGAGACCCAGAAAUUGAUUGAAAAACUUGAAGUAAAGCUUGAUACAGAGGACAAAGAAAAAGAUGGAAAAGCUCUACUUAAGGCUGUUAUGCGCCGUUGGUUACCUGCAGGUGAAGCUUUACUCCAGAUGAUUACCAUCCAUCUUCCCUCUCCCGUCACAGCCCAGAGGUACCGCUGUGAACUGCUAUAUGAGGGUCCUGGUGAUGAUGAGGCUGCCAUGGGGAUAAAGAAUUGUGAUCCUAAAGCUCCUCUUAUGAUGUAUAUCUCCAAGAUGGUGCCAAGUACUGACAAGGGUAGAUUCUAUGCCUUUGGUCGUGUCUUCUCUGGUGUUGUUGGUACUGGGCAGAAGGUGCGCAUCAUGGGCCCGAACUUCACACCAGGAAAGAAAGAGGACUUGUACUUGAAGCCAAUCCAAAGAACUAUCCUAAUGAUGGGUCGCUAUGUAGAGCCCAUUGAAGAUGUGCCAUGUGGGAACAUUGUUGGUUUGGUUGGGGUUGAUCAGUUCCUGAUUAAGACCGGAACCAUCUCCACCUUUGAAAAUGCUCACAACAUGCGUGUUAUGAAGUUCAGCGUUAGUCCUGUGGUAAGAGUUGCUGUGGAGGCCAAAAACCCAGCUGAUCUGCCAAAGUUGGUGGAGGGCCUCAAACGUCUGGCCAAGUCUGAUCCCAUGGUUCAGUGUAUCAUUGAAGAGUCAGGGGAGCACAUAGUGGCGGGUGCUGGAGAGCUGCAUCUGGAGAUUUGCCUGAAAGACCUUGAGGAAGAUCAUGCUUGCAUCCCUCUAAAGAAAUCAGACCCAGUUGUGUCAUAUCGUGAAACAGUCAGUGCUGAAUCAGACCAGGUUUGCUUGUCCAAGUCGCCCAACAAACACAAUCGGCUGUACAUGAAGGCUCGACCUUUCCCAGAUGGAUUGGCUGAGGACAUUGAUAAGGGUGAUGUGACUCCUCGGCAGGAGGUUAAACAGAGAGCUCGCUACCUGACUGAAAAAUAUGAAUGGGAGGUUUCAGAGGCCCGUAAGAUAUGGUGCUUUGGACCAGAUGGCACAGGGCCCAACGUUCUUGUGGAUGUCACAAAGGGAGUUCAAUAUUUGAAUGAGAUAAAGGACAGCGUAGUGGCUGGUUUCCAGUGGGCAACCAAAGAAGGUGCUCUCUGUGAAGAGAAUAUGCGAGCAACCCGAUUUGACAUUCAUGAUGUCACCCUUCACGCUGAUGCCAUCCACAGAGGUGGUGGUCAGGUAAUUCCUACAGCCCGUAGGGUUCUGUAUGCUUCUGUGCUUACUGCUCAGCCGAGACUCAUGGAGCCCAUUUACCUAGUUGAGAUUCAGUGCCCAGAGCAGGUUGUUGGUGGCAUCUAUGGUGUGCUGAACAGAAAAAGAGGCCAUGUCUUUGAGGAGUCCCAAGUGGCAAGGACACCUAUAUUUGUUGUGAAGGCAUACCUGCCUGUAAAUGAAUCAUUUGGUUUCACAGCAGACCUGCGGUCUAACACAGGUGGACAGGCCUUCCCUCAGUGUGUGUUUGACCACUGGCAGAUUUUGCCAGGUGACCCCUAUGAUGUAAACAGCAAACCUAGCCAGGUUGUUGCAGAGACCCGUAAGCGUAAAGGUCUAAAGGAGGGCAUCCCAGCAUUGGACAACUUCUUGGACAAACUAUAAAUGACUAUGGAUUGUACAAAUGGUGAUUAAAGCUAUCAUCUUAGAAUGGUUUUUUUUAAAAAAAACUCCAAAGUAAGGUUUACACUGAAAAACUUGUCUUAAUUUAAAAUUUCAAAGCUGAACAAUCUUGCAGCCAAUAAAAUCUGACCUCGCUAAACUUGUGUGCA
Messenger RNA from Xyrauchen texanus (razorback sucker), 2909 nucleotides. RefSeq names its product elongation factor 2-like. Gene Ontology annotation, biological process: translational elongation. Gene Ontology annotation, molecular function: translation elongation factor activity; GTP binding; GTPase activity. The transcript is spliced from 15 exons. Gene Ontology annotation, cellular component: ribonucleoprotein complex; cytosol. The record is from RefSeq and is a predicted model, not a curated record. NCBI's taxonomy places the organism in Eukaryota, Metazoa, Chordata, Actinopteri, Cypriniformes, Catostomidae. Bases 157 to 2742 code for a protein of 861 amino acids.